Molecule: messenger RNA, 6258 nt
Organism: Elgaria multicarinata webbii
Lineage: Eukaryota; Metazoa; Chordata; Lepidosauria; Squamata; Anguidae
Gene: SLIT2
Product: slit guidance ligand 2
Exons: 39
Coding region: 223-4599 (1458 amino acids)
Biological process (GO): negative chemotaxis; retinal ganglion cell axon guidance; negative regulation of cell growth
Molecular function (GO): calcium ion binding; Roundabout binding; heparin binding
Source: RefSeq, a predicted model, not a curated record
CUGCUGGUGCUGCUUCUCCAUCUCGAGGAGGUGGCGCCGCAGCCUUGCCCGGCUCAAUGCUCCUGUUCCGGGAGCACCGUGGACUGUCACGGGCUGGCGCUGCGGAGCGUCCCGAGGAACAUUCCCCGCAACGCCGAGAGGCUGGAUCUUAAUGGAAAUAAUAUCACAAGGAUCUCCAAGACUGAUUUUGCCGGCCUAAGGCACCUACGAGUUCUUCAGCUCAUGGAAAACAAGAUUAAUACAAUUGAGAGAGGAGCAUUCCAGGACCUGAAAGAGCUAGAGAGACUGCGUCUAAACAGAAAUAAUCUUCAGCUUCUUUCUGAGUUGCUCUUUCUUGGGACUCCGAAACUCUACAGACUGGAUCUCAGUGAAAACCAGAUUCAUGCCAUUCCAAGGAAGGCUUUUCGUGGAGCUGUAGAUAUUAAAAAUCUGCAACUGGAUUACAACCAGAUCAGCUGUAUUGAAGAUGGGGCAUUUAGGGCUCUCCGUGAUCUGGAAGUGCUCACUCUCAACAACAACAACAUCACGCGGCUCUCAGUGGCAAGUUUCAACCAUAUGCCCAAACUCAGAACCUUCCGGCUUCACUCCAACAACCUUUACUGUGAUUGCCAUCUGGCUUGGUUAUCUGAUUGGCUACGCCAGCGUCCUCGGGUUGGCCUAUAUACUCAGUGCAUGGGCCCAUCACACUUAAGGGGUCACAAUGUAGCUGAAGUUCAGAAAAGAGAAUUCGUCUGCAAUGGUCAUCAGUCUUUUAUGGCUCCCUCCUGCAGCGUCUUGCACUGCCCCGCUGCAUGUACCUGUAGUAACAACAUUGUCGAUUGCCGGGGGAAAGGCCUUGCUGAAAUCCCAACCAAUCUUCCAGAGACCAUAACUGAAAUACGGUUAGAGCAAAAUUCAAUCAAGGCCAUCCCCCCUGGAGCGUUCUCACCAUAUAAAAAGCUUAGAAGAAUUGAUCUGAGCAAUAAUCAGAUCUCAGAGGCAGCACCAGAUGCAUUCCAGGGUUUGCGCUCACUAAAUUCACUUGUUCUAUAUGGAAACAAAAUCACGGAACUUGCCAAAGGCCUGUUUGAAGGACUUUUCUCUUUGCAGUUGCUAUUAUUAAACGCUAACAAGAUAAAUUGCCUGAGGGUAGAUGCUUUCCAAGACCUCCACAACUUGAACCUUCUCUCUUUAUACGACAAUAAGCUUCAAACCAUUGCGAAGGGCACCUUUUCCCCGCUACGAGCUAUUCAAACCCUGCAUUUGGCUCAGAACCCAUUUAUUUGUGACUGCCAUCUGAAGUGGUUGGCGGAUUAUCUCCACACAAACCCUAUUGAAACCAGCGGUGCUCGCUGCACCAGCCCCCGCCGUCUGGCAAACAAAAGGAUUGGCCAGAUCAAAAGCAAGAAGUUUCGCUGUUCAGCUAAAGAACAGUAUUUCAUUCCAGGAGUUCACCAUUUGGGCUGCACAGAAGACUACAGAUCCAAGCUAAGUGGAGAUUGCUUUGCAGACCUGGCGUGCCCUGAAAAAUGCCGUUGUGAGGGGACAACAGUUGACUGCUCCAAUCAAAAGCUCAGCAAAAUUCCUGACCACAUUCCUCAGUAUACAGCAGAACUGCGACUCAACAACAAUGAAUUUACAGUGUUGGAGGCUACAGGGAUCUUUAAGAAGCUUCCUCAACUGCGCAAAAUAAAUCUGAGCAAUAACAAAAUCACUGAUAUUGAAGAAGGAGCAUUUGAAGGCGCAUCUGGUGUAAAUGAGCUGUUGCUCACCAGUAAUCGGUUGGAGAACGUUCGACAGAAAAUGUUCAAAGGACUAGACAGUCUCAAAACUUUAAUGCUAAGGAGCAAUCGCAUUAGCUGUGUGAGUAACGACAGUUUCACAGGCCUGAGUUCUGUCCGACUGCUGUCCUUGUAUGAUAACCAAAUAACUACAAUUGCUCCCGGUGCCUUUGACACUCUCCAUUCCCUGUCUACACUAAACCUCCUAGCUAAUCCUUUCAACUGCAACUGCCACUUAGCAUGGCUGGGAGAAUGGUUGAGGAAAAAGCGCAUCGUAACAGGGAACCCUCGCUGCCAGAAACCCUACUUUCUCAAAGAAAUUCCUAUCCAGGAUGUUGCCAUUCAGGAUUUCACUUGUGAUGACGGAAAUGAUGACAACAGUUGCUCUCCGCUCUCCCGCUGUCCCGUAGAAUGUACUUGCCUAGAUACUGUAGUCCGUUGUAGCAACAAAGGUUUGAAGACUUUGCCCAAAAGCAUCCCAAAAGAUGUAACUGAACUUUACUUGGAUGGAAACCAAUUUACCCUUGUCCCCAAAGAACUUUCAAACUACAAGCACUUAACUCUGAUAGAUUUAAGUAACAACAGAAUCAGCACACUUUCUAACCAGAGCUUCAGCAACAUGACCCAGCUGCUUACUUUAAUUCUCAGUUACAAUCGCCUCAGAUGUAUUCCAGCACGAACAUUUGAUGGCUUGAAAUCACUUAGGCUGCUGUCUUUACAUGGAAACGAUAUUUCUGUUGUUCCUGAAGGUGCUUUUAAUGAUCUUUCAGCAUUAUCCCAUCUCGCCAUUGGAGCAAAUCCACUUCACUGUGACUGUAACAUGCAGUGGCUGUCGGACUGGGUCAAGUCAGAAUACAAAGAACCAGGCAUAGCCCGAUGUGCUGGUCCGGGAGAAAUGGCGGACAAGUUACUUCUCACCACUCCAUCUAAGAAAUUCACUUGUCAAGGUAUGGUGGAUGUCAACAUUCUUGCCAAGUGUAGUCCUUGCUUGUCAAAUCCAUGCAAAAAUGAUGGAACUUGUAAUAAUGACCCUGUAGAUUUCUACAGAUGCUCCUGUCCAUAUGGUUUCAAGGGCCAAGACUGUGAUGCUCCAAUUCAUGCCUGCAUUAGCAACCCUUGUAAACAAGGGGGGACUUGUCACUUAAAAGAAGGCGAAAAGGAUGGAUUUUGGUGUGCCUGCGCAGAUGGAUUUGAAGGCGAAAACUGUGAAGUGAAUAUUGAUGAUUGUGAAGAUAACGAUUGUGAAAAUAAUUCCACGUGUGUAGAUGGAAUUAACAACUAUACUUGUUUGUGUCCACCUGAAUAUACAGCUGCUAAUCUGAAUGAAGUGGAAAAAGGUGAGCUGUGUGAGGAGAAGCUGGAUUUCUGUGCCCAAGACCUGAACCCCUGUCAGCAUGACUCAAAGUGCAUCCUGACGCCCAAAGGAUACAAAUGCAAUUGCACACCUGGCUACGUAGGAGAACACUGUGAUAUGGACUAUGAUGACUGCCAGGACAACAAAUGUAAAAAUGGAGCACAGUGUACUGAUGCAGUGAAUGGCUACACAUGCAAAUGCCCUGAAGGGUACAGUGGACUGUUCUGUGAGUUCUCUCCCCCAAUGGUCUUGCCUCGCACCAGCCCAUGUGAUAACUAUGAGUGUCAAAAUGGAGCCCAGUGCAUCAUCAAAGCCAAUGAGCCCAUCUGUCAGUGCUUGUCAGGUUACCAGGGUGAUAGAUGUGAAAAGCUGGUCAGCAUAAACUUUGUGAACAAAGAGUCCUACUUGCAAAUUCCUUCGGCAAAGAGUCGCCCUCAGACCAAUAUCACUCUCCAGAUUGCCACAGAUGAAGACAGUGGAAUCCUGCUGUACAAAGGUGACAGGGAUCAUAUAGCAGUGGAACUGUACCGUGGAAGGGUGAGAGUCAGCUAUGAUUCAGGAUCAUAUCCAGCAUCUGCCAUUUACAGUGUUGAGACAAUCAAUGAUGGGAACUUCCACAUAGUUGAGUUACUGACCAUGGAUCAGAUUCUGUCUUUAUCUAUUGAUGGAGGAAGUCCCAAGAUCAUCACCAAUUUAUCUAAACAAUCCACUUUGAAUUUUGACUCCCCACUCUAUGUAGGAGGCAUGCCUAUGAAGAACAACGUUGCCGCGCUGCGCCAAACCCCAGGGCACAAUGGCACCAGUUUCCAUGGCUGCAUUCGUAAUUUGUAUAUCAAUAGUGAACUCCAAGACUUUAGGAAUGUUCCACUACAAGUUGGAAUCCUCCCAGGCUGUGAACCCUGUCAUAAGAAGGUGUGCGUCCAUGGAGCCUGCCUUGCCACGAGCCAGUCAGGCUUCACCUGCGAGUGUGAUGGAGGAUGGACUGGCUCUCUGUGUGAUCAGCAAGCCAACGAUCCUUGUCUAGGAAACAAAUGUGUGCAUGGUACCUGCUUGCCAAUCAAUGCGUUUUCAUACAGUUGUAAAUGCCUGCAGGGACAUGGGGGAGUCCUCUGUGAUGAAGAUGAAGAACUGUUUAACCCCUGCCAGUCCAUCAGAUGUAAACAUGGUAAAUGCAGGCUUUCAGGCCUUGGGAAACCGUAUUGCGAAUGCAGCAGCGGAUACACUGGGGACAGCUGCGAUAAAGAAAUCUCUUGUCGAGGGGAACGAAUCAGAGAUUACUUCCAAAAGCAGCAAGGUUACGCCGCGUGCCAGACGACCAAGAAGGUAUCGAGACUAGAAUGCAGAGGAGGCUGCACAAGUGGGCCGUGCUGCGGGCCGUUGAGGAGCAAGAGGCGGAAAUAUUCUUUUGAAUGCACUGAUGGGUCCUCUUUUGUGGACGAGGUUGAGAAGGUGGUGAAGUGUGGCUGUACAAAGUGCCCCUCCUAAACGUGUCCCAUGUGCCCUGCUUGUUGUUGUUGUUUUUUUUUAAAAAAAUGUUGUAUACUUAUUGACCAUGUCCUGGACUAAUUAAUGCUUCAUAGUGGAAAUAUUUGAAAUAUAUUGUAAAAUACAGAACAGACUUAUUUUUAUUAUGAGAAUAAAGACUUUUUUCUUCAACUGCAGCAAAAAAAUAAUAAUCAAGUGCUUGAGCUGAGACUUCUUGUAAUCAAGAGGACAUCUGAAGGAAAAAUGAAUAAAAUAAAGACCUGGUAACUUUUCAACAGACAGUGAUGGGGAAACUUAACUACUUUUAACAUCAACCAUUCUUUAUAACAUGCUGAAGAUAUACAGGCACUCUGCUCAAGUGACUUUCAAUCCUACCAUCUUAUUGAUGGGGAAAAAUCAAUCAAAAUAAGAGACUUUUUUUUAAAAAAAAAAAAAAACCUACUUUAACAGUAAGUUUUGGGUUGGGUUUUACUCUCUUGACACGAUCAUAUCAGUCUCUUGUAGGGCAUGGAAGGAAGAGUGUUGGAUAAAAAGAAUCCAUUCCGGAAAGUUUAACAAAUAUGUGGUCCAUUUUGUAUGACAUACAUGAUGAAGUUGGGAAAUGAGGGCUCUUGCCUCACAAACAGAAGAGGACACUCCAUACCCUUAAAAUCUCCUGAUGUAUUCUUUUACGUUGGCAUGUUAGCAGAAAGAAAGAAAGAAAGAAAAAGAAAUCAAGCAUUUAUCUACCCUCUUCCAGUAUUAAUUUUUUUUUGUAAUAUAAAUGUUAAGAGGAUGAUAAAAAAAAUAGAUUAUUGUUGGGAAAAUUAGGUAUAAUAUGGAGUUUUGUUUCUAUGAGUUCUGAACAGCUCUAUACAGUAUUCAGUUUAUUGAGAAAUAUUUAUUGUAUCAAAGUACACUGUACUUAACAUUUAGGCCACCCCUUUUACUGUUUUUCAAUGCUUUAAUAUAUAUUAAUUUAUAUUUGUCCUGAUAUUUUUGUAUUUCCUGUUGUUGUUGUUUUUUUUUAAAAAAGGACUUAAAAUCAGGAUAUUUGCAAUAGGACUAACAUAGCAUGUUCUCAUGGGGUAAAUAGAUUUGGUCUGGGUUAAUUUGUUUUCCUUAGUAACCUAUCAUCUGCUGUCAUUGAAGAAAUGGGAUGCUGGUAGCAGCAACAGAUUGUAGUUUUCAUUGUAGAAAAUUAUUGUGACAUCUCAAGUCCUUUUAAUGUGUGAGGAAAAAUGUCUUUACAGUAGAUGGCAAGUGUAGAGAAGUGAUCACUCCCUAACUAUAUAUUACUUUACAGAAAAUGAAAUGAUGUGUAGAAAAUGACACUAGAAAGUAGACCUUUACAAACUAAUAUUCCCUUGGAGUUCCUUGCCUUUAAAAUUAAAGAGAGGCUGUGUUGCCAAGAACUGUGACUUUCCCCAAAUAUUAAAACUGCGUUACUUGCCCUAAUGUUUCCCUUUGUUAACAUGUUGCUGCUAAAUCACAACAUAGAAUUGGUAAUGAUUAUUCAUAGUGGGUUGUGUUCUUUUUUCAGUAAAUCUCGGGGUACCCUAUAAAAAGGGUUUUUUCAAUUUUUUAAAAAAGAAAAUUUAGAUGUACAUGUGUAAUACAGUGUUGCUUUGUCUUAUUUGGACUGAUAUCAGUACCUUUACUGAUGUUUGUAAAUUAAAC